ACUCUUUCCACCCACCAACCGUACAUUCCCCUCGCUGAUAUCCCACUUCAACACCUGGCAGAGCACAAACAACAUUAUCACUUGCUGCUCCAAUCAUUAUACCGUAUCAGAUAAACAACCUCCACUUCUUCCCUCGCACUUCCAGUGUCCCUGCCAAUUUACCUUGCGUGCUACUUGUCAAGCAUGACUUCAAUCGCCCAGCCCAUCAACUUCCCUUCCCGUCCCUCUUACUCCACUACUGCUUCUCCAUCAAACUCGCCUUCUCGCUCCAACUCGUACGACCUGUCUUCCAGUCCUAAAAUGGGUAGCAGCCCAGGUCAGCACCCUUGCCCCCACUUGAGCGAAUUUGUACAAAGCUUGUACAAAGCCUGGGGCUCAAAGUCAGACAUUCAGGAGAGACGACGAUGGUGAAAGAUGCACAUCCGUUGUGAAACACAUCUUGUCCUGAUACAGCAAUGAUGUAAGCUUGGAGGUAGCCAUUUGAAGGGGACAAAUAAAGGGGGCAAAGAUCAAAGAACCCCAACAAAUCAAAUAUAGAGUUGUAUCCACAUUUUGAAAAACUUAACACUUGUCACACAUAAAUAAUCAAACACCACAUAGCAUGUCAAAUACGUAUCUUUUUUAUGAUUGCCUUUCGGACGAUUUUCUCUAGUCUGUCGUCAUCUUGUAGCUUGUACUUGUGCCCAUGUACUUUUUUUCUCUUC
This is a messenger RNA of Cryptococcus deneoformans JEC21, 704 nucleotides long. RefSeq names its product expressed protein. The transcript has 2 exons. The record is from RefSeq and is a predicted model, not a curated record. Bases 184 to 411 code for a protein of 75 amino acids. NCBI's taxonomy places the organism in Eukaryota, Fungi, Basidiomycota, Tremellomycetes, Tremellales, Cryptococcaceae.